GAUAGACAGAGGUACAGAAUUGAGUGCAUAUAUUUCAUGAUAUAUGUGUGAUAAUUCGUCAUGAAAGCGUCACGCAUGCACCCUAAAUAUGAACAUACGGGCUAGGGAAGUGACCGCCAUUGUUGUUUCAGGAAGUUCUUUUCUCAGACAUGGCCAUGGGAAUCAAUGAAAGCAGCGAGAAGGAUGAUAUUGUUAAGGUGGGGGCGAUUGUUCUUGCUUUCUUUUGUUCUGCAUUACUGUUAUGGGCUUCUGGUAGCCCUAUCUGGUUGGUAGACAACCAAUCCUUAGGAAGUCUACCUUUCUCAAUCGUGGAGAAUAACAAGAGCAAUGACCAUUCAGAGAAUUUAACUAUCUCGCAGGGGUACUGUGACAUUUUUGUGGGUAGUUGGGUUUAUGAUGAAUCGUACGAUCUGUAUUCUGGAAAUCAGUGCCCAUACUCUAGCCCGGUUUUUGACUGUCAGAAGAAUGGCAGGAAGGAUUCUGAAUACAAGAAAUGGCGAUGGCAGCCCCUUGACUGUGAUAUUCCCAGGUUUAAUGCAUCUGAUUUGCUGAAUAGGUUGAGGGGCAAAAGACUGGUCUAUGUGGGCGAUUCUAUCAGUCACAGUCAGUGGGAAUCCAUGGUUUGCCUUCUCACCCAAAGUGAUGGUCAUGGGAAAGGGCAGUCCUCUGUCACAACCUUUCAUCAAGGAGGUACUUCCGGUUAUCUUCUGAAGGAGUACAAUUGUUCCAUAGAGCUCUCAUGGUCACCAUUCCUGGUGAGGCAACACAACGCUCCUGAUAAGGAAACUUUACAAAUUGACACCAUAGACGAUCCAGCCUCAGUAUGGAAGACCGCAGAUAUACUUGUAUUCAGCACAGGGCAUUGGUGGACUCAUCCGCUGCCUUUAGCAGGGAAGGAUUAUUAUGAGGAAGGUGGGUUCGUCCAUCCCCACAUGGAGGAGAGUGUCGCUUUUGAAAAAGCACUGAGGACAUGGGCUAGAUGGGUGGAUACCAACAUUGAUCCAUUGCACACCCAAGUCUUUUUCCGAACCUACUCCCCAGUGCAUUUCAAUGGGAAGAUGUGGGGGAAAAAGGAAGGGGGAGGAUGUUUCAAAGAGACAGAGCCCAUAGCCAAGCUGGAAGAGGAACAAGUAAAAAUAAAUCCAGACAUGAAGAGAGUAUUGACGAUGGGAAAUGUCACCCAAGAAAUGAAAUCUAAAGUGAAAGUGGUAAACAUAACAUGGAUGUCGAUGCAUAGGAAGGAUGCACAUUCAUCUGUGUAUAAUAAAAGAGAUGAGAAUAGAACAGAAUCUGAUUACUCGAAAGCAGAUUGCAGUCAUUGGUGUCUCCCUGGUUUACCAGAUGUAUGGAACCAUCUGCUAUCUGUUCUCAUUAUCUAACACCCUAUUAUACUACAGCAUAUUGGAAUUUUUUCCAUUGAAAUUAUAGUGAUCAAUGAUGAGGAUAUACAGGGUAAUCUGCUCACUAUUUUUUCAACUGAAAUAAUGUUGGUCAUCCACAGUGUAAUCUGCAAUGUCCAUGGCCGCAUGUCUGUCACAUGCACAUUUCAAUGGCGCACAAUUUUUAAAAGGUUUUUAAGAAGUAGGUUUGUCAAUUAAUGGCAUCCUCUUCUUUUUACCUACUCUGGACUUUCUUGCUUGGAAUAUUCCUUGUUAAACUUACGCGGGCUUCUUGUAUUUAUGUUCUUUUAAAGGAGGAGAAAAGUAAUGGAAAGCAAUGCUGUCAUGUACGAAAAUAUGAUUAUAGUAAUUAGUACCUACAAUGUCAAUUAUAAAUAUGAUUAUAAGCCUCCUUAGAAGGUUUAUGUCUCAUUCA
Cryptomeria japonica (Japanese cedar) is the source of this 1815-nucleotide messenger RNA. RefSeq names its product protein trichome birefringence-like 6. Gene Ontology annotation, cellular component: Golgi apparatus. Gene Ontology annotation, molecular function: O-acetyltransferase activity. The coding region runs from base 150 to 1379 and encodes 409 amino acids. The transcript is spliced from 4 exons. Lineage: Eukaryota; Viridiplantae; Streptophyta; Pinopsida; Cupressales; Cupressaceae. The record is from RefSeq and is a predicted model, not a curated record.